AUGGGGAUGCAGUGCAGUAGACUGUCCAUAGCUUAUCGUUCAUGACAUGAGAGUGGUGUCAAUCAAGUGAUGGCACCCGCUGCACCAGAGACUAUUUAAAAGCACCAGAGACAAUUAAAAUUUUUAUGACUGAUGGUUGUAUCCUAUUAGUUCCUUGAGAAACCCCACAGAUUGGGGGGAAACGCGUCGGAACGGAUACCAAACUAUGAGUAAAGUUUGUGCUGUGUUUGGAGGAUCCAGGGGGAUUGGAAAAGCUGUUGCUAAGUUGUUAGUUCAGAGGAAUUAUAAAGUAGCUGUUAUAUCCAGGAAUCUGGAUGCGGCCAAAGCCACCACCGAAGAGCUUGGAGGUCACCUGGCUCUAAGCUGUGAUGUAGCUCAAGAACAAGCUGUCCAGCGCACAUUUGAAGAGAUUGUGAAGAAAAUUGGAAACGUCAACUGUCUAGUCAAUGCUGCCGGGAUAAAUAGAGAUGCGUUGUUAUUAAGAACCAAGACAGAAGACAUACUGUCUCAACUAUCUGUUAAUCUCAUUGGAUCAAUGUACACAUGUAAAGUGGCAUUGAGGGGUAUGGUCCAGCAGCAAGAUGGAGCCAUUGUGAACAUUGGUAGUAUUGUUGGCCAUAAAGGUAAUGCUGGGCAGAGCGUUUACAGCGCCAGUAAGGAAGGCUUGGUUGGAUUUUCAAAGUCACUUGCUAAAGAAGUUGCAAAGAAGAAUGUUCGGGUUAACGUGGUUGCUCCUGGGUUCAUUCACACGGACAUGACCUCAAGUUUAGAAGAGUCCACAUUAAAUCAGAAUAUUCCCCUGGGAAGAUUUGGAGAGGCGGAUGAUGUCGCACAGGCUGUCACUUUCCUGCUUAGUUCCCCAUACAUUACUGGUCAUGUAUUAGUGGUGGAUGGAGGGUUACAACUACAGAUGUAAGCUGUUGUACUGUCUUUCCCAGGACCGAUUCUAGAAGGGAAUAUGCUUUCCAUCAUACUGAUGUAUAUACCCAGCUGGACAUUACUAAAUAGAAGUCCAGCUACUCUAUAGAGCAGCCAUUCCACUGGGGCAUUCUAAAUGUAACAAGCCACCUGUGCUAUAGCAAUGAGCAUGAUUUUGUACUAUGCAGCACAGAGCUGCUUAGUAUUUAGGGCUUGCUGCUUUUAUUGGAACCUUCUCAUGUCCUAUACAUGUUAGGCUGCGUUCACACGGCCGUCUAGACCCGUCCCGUAAAAAACGGACAAUAACGGAUGUUAUCCAUUUGGAUCCGUUAUUGUUCAGUUAAUAAACAAAAAAAAGAAAAAUUAUUAUUAUUGUUCUGAGCAUGCUCAAAAAUAAAAACUGAUCAAAAAACGGAUGCAAACGGAUGACAUUAACCUCUUAAGGACCCAUGAUGUACCGGUACAUCAUGAGUCCGCUCCCGUUCUGCCACAGCAUAGUGGGUCAGGCCCAGCACCUAGCAACGGCCGGGACCCAUGGCUAAUAGCGAGCAGCAAUGAUCGUAGUGCCGCGCGCUAUUAACCCUUUAGACACGGCGUUCAAAGUUGAUCGCCGCGUCUAAAGUGAAACUAAACUAAUGCCUGUUAGCUCGGGGCUGUUCGGGAUCGCCGCAGUGAAUUCUCGGCAUCCCGAACAGCUGUAGGACAGCAGAAGGGUCCCUUACCUGCCUCCUGGUGUCUGAUCGCCGAAUGACUGCUCAGUGCCUGAGAUCCAGUCAUGAUCAGUCAAGCGGCAGAAUCAUUGAUCAAUGGUUUCCUAUAAGAAACCAGUGAUCAAUGCAAAAGAUCAGUGUGUGCAGUGUUAUAGCACCCCAUGGGAGCUAUAACACUGCAUAAAAGUGAAUAAAGAUCAUUUAACCCCUUCCCUAAUAAAAGUUUGCCCCCCUUUUCCCAUUUAAAAAAAAAAAAAAAAACAGCGUAAAUAAAAUUAAACAUAUGUGGUAUCGCUGCGUGCGGAAAUGUCCGAAUUAUAAAAAUAUAUCAUUAAUUUAACCGCACGGUCAAUGGCGUGCGCGCAAUUCCAAAGUCCAAAAUAGCGUAUUUUUGGUCACUUUUUAUAUAAUGAAAAAAUUAUCAAUAAGUCCGAUCAAUACAAAAAUGGAACCGCUAAAACCUUGAGAUCACGGCGAAAAAAAUGAGCCCUCAUACCCCCCGGUAUGCCGAAAAAUAAAGUUAUAGGGGUAAGAAGAUGACAAUUUUAAACGUAUACAUUUUCCUGCAUGUAGUUAUGAUUUUUUUCAGAAGUACGACAAAAUCAAACCUAUAUAAGUAGGGUAUCAUUUUAAUCGUAUGGACCUACAGAAUAAAGAGAUGGUGUCAUUUUUACCGAAAAAUUUACUGUGUAGAAACAGAAGCCCCCAAAAAAACAAAAUUGCGUUUUUUCUUACAUUUUGUCGCACAAUGAUUUUUUUCAGUUUCACCAUAGAUUUUUGGGUAAAAUGACUGAUGUCAUUACAAAGUAGAAUUGGUGGCGCAAAAAAUAAGCCAUCAUAUGGCUUUUUAGGUGCAACAUUUAAAGUUAUGAUUUUUUAAAGGUAAGGAGGAAAAAACAAAAGUGGAAAAACCACGGGUCCUUAAGGGGUUAAAGGCUCAUCCGUUUUCCAUAGACUUCAAAUUUUAAUUUAUUGUAUCCGGUUUUUUUUGUUUUUUUUUGACAGAAGAAAAAAAACUGCAUGUGCUGUUUUUUCUGCCAUAAAAAAAAAAUUGGGGCAGACGGGUACAAACGGAUGUAAACAGAUUGUAAAAAAAUCCCCUUGACAUGAAUGGGAUUUUUUUUUUUUAAACCAUUUUUAAUCCAUUUACAGCCUGCAAGAACGGAUCCGAAAAGGGGAUAAAAAAAAAAACGGGGACAGACGGCCGUGUGAACGCACCCUUACUAAAUAGGUAAAACAAUACAGUAUGACAGGUGCAAUAUUACCGUGUUUUGUGCUGCUGCUUUUUCAAUGCCAAAAGUGAAGAAGACCACAGGGAACUGUUGGACUAGGUUAAAAAAAACAAACCCUGACAUGAUGAAAAUGACAUGAUGACGUGUAUUAUUUGUUGCACAGAAGAAUACAAGUGACAUCAUGAUGGGAGCAGUGGUAUAAGA
This is a messenger RNA of Hyla sarda, 3064 nucleotides long. RefSeq names its product carbonyl reductase 4 (gene CBR4). The transcript has 6 exons. The record is from RefSeq and is a predicted model, not a curated record. Gene Ontology annotation, molecular function: oxidoreductase activity, acting on the CH-OH group of donors, NAD or NADP as acceptor; quinone binding. The coding region runs from base 206 to 916 and encodes 236 amino acids. Gene Ontology annotation, biological process: fatty acid biosynthetic process. Lineage: Eukaryota; Metazoa; Chordata; Amphibia; Anura; Hylidae.